Daucus carota subsp. sativus is the source of this 1668-nucleotide messenger RNA. RefSeq names its product polyadenylate-binding protein RBP47C'-like. The record is from RefSeq and is a predicted model, not a curated record. The transcript is spliced from 6 exons. The coding region runs from base 149 to 1369 and encodes 406 amino acids. Lineage: Eukaryota; Viridiplantae; Streptophyta; Magnoliopsida; Apiales; Apiaceae. Gene Ontology annotation, cellular component: cytosol. Gene Ontology annotation, molecular function: mRNA binding.
UCUUCCAGCCUCCCUCCACCUCCUUUCUUCUUCCCAGAUUUAUCCACCACAAUUUAACAAAUUCUUUUCUUCAUUCAAAACUAAAAAUAAUUAAAAAAACAAUUAUUUAUUAUUUAUUGAUUUAGUGUGAGAGCACAAUAAUUGUGAAAUGCAGACCAUAGCUUCUGAUCCGGUGACUCCCCAGCCGGCUGUAGCGGCCAAGGCGGCGCCGUCGCCUCAGUGGCUGCCUAUGCAGUAUCCGGCAAUGGUAAUGCAGCAUCACAUGAUGCCGCCGCCGCAUUACCCACCUCAUUAUUUGCCUUAUCAUCCUCUGCAGCAGCAUCACAUGGCUCCUAGUCAUCAACAAGGAUCCGGGGGGACCAGUGAGAACCAGACUAUUUGGGUGGGGGACCUUCAUAACUGGAUGGACGAGGAUUAUCUCCGCAACUGCUUUGCUUCAACCGGGGAGGUUGCCUCCAUUAAGGUCAUUCGCAAUAAGCAAACUGGCUUCUCAGAAGGCUAUGGAUUUGUGGAGUUCCUUUCUCAUGCUGCUGCUGAAAAGGUUUUGCAAAGUUAUACUUGUAUUCCUAUGCCUAACACCGAUCAACCUUUCCGUUUAAACUGGGCUACAUUUAGCAUGGGCGACAAGCGCUCAAAUAAUGGUUCUGAUCUUUCUAUAUUUGUUGGAGAUUUAGCUUCAGAUGUCACUGAUACCUUGUUGCAUGAAACUUUUGCUAGUAAAUACCCAUCUGUUAAAGCUGCUAAGGUUGUCAUUGACGCCAAUACGGGUCGCUCAAAAGGUUAUGGUUUUGUAAGGUUUGGAGAUGAUAAUGAGAGGUCUCAGGCCAUGACUGAGAUGAAUGGUGCAUACUGUUCUAGUAGAGCUAUGCGCAUUGGUGCUGCAACCCCGAGAAAGUCCGUUGCUUACCAACAACAAUAUUCUUCACAAGGUGGAUAUGUUUCCAACGGUGAAUCCGAUGGAGAUUCUACCAACACAACAAUAUUUGUUGGGGGGCUUGACCCAAGUGUUAGCGAUGAAGACCUCAAGCAACCGUUCUCCCAGUAUGGAGAGAUCGUCUCAGUAAAGAUACCAGUUGGGAAAGGAUGUGGGUUUGUGCAAUUUGCUAACAGAAAUGAUGCUGAUGAGGCACUGCAGAAGUUGAAUGGCACCGCAAUUGGGAAGCAGACAGUUCGUCUUUCUUGGGGCCGCAACCCAGCAAAUAAGCAGUUUCGAGGUGAGUAUGGCAACCAGUGGACUGGUGCAUACUACGGAGGGCAAAUAUAUGAUGCAUAUGGAUAUGGAAUGCCAGCUCAUGAUCCAAGCAUGUAUGCCGCUGCAACAUAUGGCGCGUACCCCAUUUACGGUACUCAUCAACAACAAGUAAGCUAGCCGGCUGCCUAAUGAACCGGUUAUACGAGGAUCACACGCGGAAAUGGGCAGAAUUGUUCCGAUUUAUGUAGUCUUCUUGUGUGUAGAAAUUCUAUAAUUCCCUCCAAAUGCAGAGUGGGACUGAAUUUUGACUGAUUCAGCUAGCUGUAGGAUUUGAUAACAUUUUUUUAGAAGUGUGGGGAUUUAACGUAAGACUUCCUGAUUAGAAUAAAUGUUCUUGCACCAGGUACUAUGCUCGGAAAGCUAGAUGGCAGUGGUUUUGCUUCGGCCAAGUUAGAAUGGAUUUUUAUUAAAUGAUA